Talaromyces atroroseus is the source of this 897-nucleotide messenger RNA. RefSeq lists its product as hypothetical. The transcript has a single exon. The record is from RefSeq and is a predicted model, not a curated record. NCBI's taxonomy places the organism in Eukaryota, Fungi, Ascomycota, Eurotiomycetes, Eurotiales, Trichocomaceae. Bases 1 to 897 code for a protein of 298 amino acids.
AUGUCAGCUGCAACAACUCAAAUGUCUAUUAGUGCGCUUUUGAAUCCACCACAACAAAAUAUAGGCACAAAAGAUGCACGCCAAAAUCUUAACCUACCACUUCACAAAAUGCAAAUCGAUGAUACACACAACGGCAAGCACCGUCAGAAGAGAGGAGCAAACUCGCCGAGCCAUAGCGAUCAUGUCCAGGAAAGCUCACUAGGCAUCGAUAACAAGCAGCAACAGAAAGGCUCAGCCGAUUACCGGUACGAGCGCUUCGAUUCGGUUUCCAGCACAUCGUCGACGGCGAUAAGUGAGCGGCGAAGAGCCCCUCGGCCUAAAUACACCGAUGAGGAGAUGUACUUCAUCUGGUAUCAUCGCGUUGAUCUUGAUGAAGACUGGAAGGAUUGCACAGAUGCGUUCAACAGUCAGUUCCCAGGGCAAGGACGCUCUGAGCGAAACACGCAGGGCAUUCAGUGCAAAUUCUAUCGAUUCAUCCACGCCAAAAAAUGCCCAACUGUGCGCGAACAACGACGGCUUAAAGAUGGCGAAUUCAUGGCUCGUGGUCGACCGUCUCGUGAACGGAUGCCCAAGUUUGGAGUUAUUGAAUGGUGUCGCGUAUGGUAUCCGUGGAUGAAAACCAAGCAUGCUAUUGCUGGUCUUCAACCAGGUCCGCAACUGACCCCGAUCGAACCAAACCACACCAUCAGUAGCACCAAGGACGCCUAUAACCACAACCACAACCUAGCUACUGCCUCUGAUAAGCGGAUGAUGAUGCGAACAUAUAGUCAUUCUUCUAUUUCCUCUUCGAUGGCUUCAGUCUCAUCCUCAGAACAGUCCACUCCUGAGCCAUACACACCGAGCUCUUACUCGGAAGAGAUAGUCAGUGAAGAAGAAGAGGAGGAGAUGGGAUACUAA